Dreissena polymorpha is the source of this 951-nucleotide messenger RNA. RefSeq lists its product as uncharacterized. Bases 1 to 951 code for a protein of 316 amino acids. The transcript is spliced from 6 exons. Lineage: Eukaryota; Metazoa; Mollusca; Bivalvia; Myida; Dreissenidae. The record is from RefSeq and is a predicted model, not a curated record.
AUGGAUGCUUACAGCGGACAAAGCCAGGAGUUAGCUACAGAUUUGGAGAAGCAGCCACUCCCACCCACCUCCAGCUAUGACAAGUACUUCAAGCUGUCACUGUCGGGCAAGGAGCUGACCUUCACCAUACCCGACGUGAAAACACCUGUAAUGGCGGACAGUAUAGCCGAGUAUGAUCUCUACCAGGACCUCACGGAUGACAGGCUUUUCUCCAUCAAUAUCAGCCACAAGUUUGACCAUCGAGUGGUGAACUUCACUGUGAAAGGAAAGGAGCUGGAAAAAACAAAUACGAUUGAGAUAUUAAAGGCUCCUAAUGCCACAUACGAUGUUGGGCCCAAUAUGAAGAUUGUCAUUGCCAUAGAUGUCAUCACGAACCCAAACUGGCAGCACCAGAUUAGCUACAAAUGGUUCUGGUACUUGCCAGUUACCACGGCGACCGGUGACCAGAUUAUAGAGAAGCAGCCACUCCCACCCACCUCCAGCUAUGAAAAGUACUUCAAGCUGUCACUGUCGGGCAAGGAGCUGACCUUCACCAUACCCGACGUGAAAACACCUGUAAAGGCGGACAAUACGGCCGAGUAUGAUCUCUACCAGGACCUCACGGAUGACAGGCUCUUCUCCAUCAAUAUCAGCCACAAGUUUGACUAUCGAGUGGUGAACUUCACUGUAAAAGGAAAGGAGCUGGAAAAAACAAAGGCGUCAACAUCCCAAGCACAUGUGUACAUCGGCAUUGGACUCGGUGCAGUUGUAUUAGUUGUCACUGCAGCAGUUAUUAUCUUCAAAAUACAGAAGGAAGAGGGAAUCAAACACGGAGAGAGAGUAUUCAGAUGGGCAGCGAUUUUGUACGCUUUGCAGACCAUGAUGUAUAUAAUUCGAGUGAUUUUGUUGACGAAGAGAAUGUCACAAAAACGAACCUUCAAUCUAACGACCCGCAAUCAAGGAAGCCACUAG